This is a messenger RNA of Plasmodium yoelii, 3774 nucleotides long. RefSeq names its product hydrolase. Gene Ontology annotation, cellular component: cytosol; nucleus. Gene Ontology annotation, molecular function: cysteine-type endopeptidase activity; cysteine-type deubiquitinase activity. The record is from RefSeq and is a predicted model, not a curated record. Bases 1 to 3774 code for a protein of 1257 amino acids. The transcript has a single exon. Gene Ontology annotation, biological process: protein deubiquitination. Lineage: Eukaryota; Apicomplexa; Aconoidasida; Haemosporida; Plasmodiidae.
AUGAUGGAUGCUCGAAAAGGACCAAUACAUGUAUCUAUUGUAAAUAAAUAUGUCGAUUUUUAUGAAGAAAGUAAUGGAAAUAGUAUAGAAAGAAAUUCAUUAAAUAUAAAAAAAAAUAUUGAUAAUAAAAGUUGUGAAAAUAAAAUAGAUAAAUAUAUGAAAAAAAAAAAAAAAAAAAAAAAAGAUGAAAAAAAAAUAAAAAUAUAUACAAACAAAAAUAGUAUUAUAAAUAAUAUAGAAAAAGAAAAUAUUAAUGGAAUAAAUAAUUUUGUCAAUUGGAAUAAUAACAAUAGUUAUGGUUAUCUUAUUAAAGAUGAAUUAAAUACAAUUGAUUGUAAUAAAAUUAGGUCAAAAAAAAUAAAAAAAAACAAAGAUAUUUUACUAAAUAAUAAUGAUAAUACUAGAUUUAGUGAUAAAGAAGAUAGGAAACAAAUUUAUAAAGUUAAACAUAAAAAUGGAAUCAAAUUAUUUUUGUAUAUAAUUAAAAAAUAUCCAAAAGUUUUAUUUAAUCGAAGAAGUUUAUUAUAUUAUUAUAAACUUGUGAAUAAAUAUAAUAAAGGAAUUUUAGAUACAAAAAAAUAUAAAAAUGAAAAAAUAAAAUUAAGGAAUUUAUUAUAUAAAAUAAGUUUAAGGAAUGUAUCAAAAAGGGAUAAUUCCAUCGAGGAAACUCAAGACAACAUUAAUAAAAAAAACAAAAAUAAAGAAAUAACUAUUUUAGACAAAUUAUAUCUUCAAAAUAAAUUUAUUAGUGCAAAUAGAUAUAAACAAAAGGUAAAGAAAAUAAAAGAGGAAACCCAAUUUAGAAACGAUUAUGACUAUAUAUAUAACCAUAGAUAUACUAAUAUAAAUAAUAAAGACAAUAAUAUUCAUGAUGAUUCUACUUCUAAAAUAGAUGCAAAACAAAUGAAAAUUGAUAGUAGUUCAGAUGAAUAUAUUGAAGAAAAACUUGGAAAAUAUAAAAAUUUUCAAAAAAAAGAAAAAGAAAUUAUAAAUAAAGACGAAAUAUUUCAAAGAUGUAAUAAUAACAGUUUAUCCACAAAUUAUGAUAAAAAUAAAAAAUGUGAAAUUAUGGAUAAAAAUAAAAAAUGUGAAAUUAUGGAUAAAAUUGUGAAUCCAUUAUUAAAAGUGGAUGAUAAUGUAACAGUUCAAUGGGAUUUAAAAAAUUUUGAAGAUAGAAAAAUAAAAAAAACGAUUAAAAAAAUUGAAAAAAAAAAUAUAAUAAAUACUAAAAAAGUUAAAAAUGGAGAAAUAACUUUCCCUUUGAAAUAUACCAAGAAUGAUGAAAUAAAAAAUAUGGGUAACAAAAAUAGAGACGAAAAUAAUAGUGAAAAAAUUAAAAAAAAAAAAAAAUUUAUUCAUAUUCGAACGGAUGAAUAUAAUAAUAGUAACAAUUACGUGUAUAGCGAAACGAACUAUAAAUUAUGUCCUCAAAAUAACAAAAAACAUGAUAACACCAAAAUUGAAAAAAGAGAUGAUAUUUUAGAUAAUAUAUUUCAUCCGAGUCAAGAUAUGCCUAGUUAUAAAACUUUCGAAAGGGCAAAAGAUGAUGAAGAAGAAAAUGAUAAUGAAGAAGAUGAUGAUAAUGAAGAAGAUGAUGAUGAGGAAGAUGAUGAAGAAGAAGAUGAUGAUGAAGAUGAUGAGGAAGACGAUGCUAGAGAGAAAUAUAUUGCAAGAUUGGAAGCAAAACAAAUGAAGAAAAAAAAUAUUAAAACUAAAAAAAAAAGUCAUAAUAUUGAUGGGGAAAAUAAAAAAAAUACAAACAUCCAUAUGAAUAGGGAUGAAUAUAUAUUAAAAAAAAAAAAAAAAAAAAAUAUAGUAGAAAAGGAAGAUAUCUUAUCAAGUAGUGGAAACGAAAGUGAUGAUAUAAAAACAAAAGAAUAUUUAAUAUUGAAAGAAAUAAAAAUGAAACAAGAUAGUCAAAAAAUUCGACUAAAUUUAGAUGCUUCAUGUUUUGCAUCUAAAGGAGCAGGGUUAUAUAACUAUGGACAAAAUAUUUGUUUUUUUAAUAGUAUAAUUCAAACAAUUGUAAGAAUUCCAUAUAUAUGUAAAGAUUUAUUAAAUAAAUUACACUCAUUAAAUUGUGAAAAAAAAAAAAAAAAAGAAUUUUGUUUUUAUUGUAUAUUUGAACAUUUUGGAUAUAAUAUAAUAUCAAAAAAAAAUGUAAUAAAAAAUAGUUUAAUACCAUAUAUAAAAAAAUAUAUAUGUAAUAGUUAUAAUAUAGGAUAUCAAGAAGAUGUACAUGAAUAUUUAAGAUAUUUUUUAUGCUCAUUAGAAAAAUCUUCAUUUUUUUCGUCUAUAUAUAUACAAAAAAUGUUUACAGGAGUAACUAAAAAUGUUACUAUGUGUAUGAAUUGUAAUAAUGUAUCUUUAAAAUAUGAACAAUAUUAUGAGUUAUCAUUAGAUAUAAGUUCAGUUAAUAAUUUAGAAGAAGCUUUAAAAAAUUUUUUAUCAAACGAAAUGCUAAUUGGUGAUAAUGGCUAUUAUUGUGAAAAAUGUCGAAAAAAAAAAAAAGCUACAAAACAAUGUGUUAUAAAUAAAUUACCAAGAGUAUUAACUAUACAAAUAAAAAGAUUUUUUAUGAAUUCAAAAUUUAAUAUUGUUAAAAAUAGAAAACAUAUAUCAUAUCCUUUAUGUUUAGAUAUGAAAUAUUAUGUUAAUAAUUAUUAUUUAUUUAAAAAUACCAUAAAUGAUGAUGUUAUACAUUUAUAUGAAAAAAUGAUGUCUAAUAAUAAAUCAAAUAAAAAUAAUGAUGAUAAUUUUUUUAAUGAUAAAAAAUCAAAGAUUGGACAAAAUGAUUAUAUUAAUCAGAAUAAAAUAAAAGAAGAGAAUUACAACAAUGUGAAAAAUGAAAUAAAUCAAAAUAAUAACGAUCAAAAUAUUCAACAUAAAUAUGAAAAAUAUAAUAAUAAAGAUCUAAAUGUUUUAAGAGAAAUAGAAAAUAUUUUUAUACAAUUAAAAAAUGAAAUAUAUAUUAAGUUACAAAAUAGACAUCCCCCAAUAUCUAGCUUAAAAAAUUUAGUAAUAGAAAAAAGAAAAGAGAUUAAAAAAGAAUUAAAUAAAAUAAAAUAUUUCAAAUUUUAUAAAGGUGCUAUAUUAAAAAUUUCGAAAGAUAUCAAUACAUUGUAUUAUUGCAUUAAAAAUAGUUCAGAAAAAAAUAAAAAAAUAAACUUAAAAACUUUGGUGUUUAAAUAUAGAUUGGAUUAUUAUGAACGUAAACAAAAAGAAAGAGAAAAUAAUCAAGAUGAAAUAAAUUUUUUAAAUAAAAAAAAUAGCAGCAGCAACAGUAGCAGCAACAACAACAACAACAAUUCUGAAGCUUUUUCAAAUACAAAUCAUUAUGAGAAAGAUAAUUUUUUGGAAAAUAAAGGAGAAAAAAAUUUAAAUAAUAAUAAAAAAUUUUAUCAAAAUAAUAAUCAUUUUUAUUAUGAAUUAACUGGACUUAUUAAACAUAUUGGGUCAGGAACAGAUUAUGGUCAUUAUAUUGCUCUUACAAAAUCAAAUAAUAAUAUUUAUCUACAAUGUGAUGAUAAUAAUAUCUCUUAUGUUAAUAAAAAGGAUAUUUUAAAUUGUGCAAAAAAUGCAUAUGUUUUUGUUUACACAUGUACACAUCCACAGUUUAUUGAUUUUUAUAAUGCAUAUGUGGAUGUUCUUGAAAAAAAAAAAUUUGAUAUUAAUCUUCCAGUUUUUGAAAAAAGAGUUGAAUUUAGAGAAAGAAUAACAAUGCCAAAGAAAAAGUUCAUAAGUAAAUCCCUCUGUUAUGCUAUACGUGGUUAA